Molecule: messenger RNA, 6362 nt
Organism: Anneissia japonica
Lineage: Eukaryota; Metazoa; Echinodermata; Crinoidea; Comatulida; Comatulidae
Product: tyrosine-protein kinase CSK-like
Exons: 14
Coding region: 1228-2565 (445 amino acids)
Biological process (GO): protein phosphorylation
Molecular function (GO): protein binding; protein tyrosine kinase activity; ATP binding
Source: RefSeq, a predicted model, not a curated record
GUGAGAUUUAUGAAUGCUUUUGCCACUAUUGUACCAUCAAAGAAUCGUUGUAUACACCGGGAACCAGAACAUUGUAUGACUGGGUUUUUUUUUUAGUCACCAGCGCAGUCUUCCUUUCACUGUCGUCCUUCACAGCCAGGUCAUACUCACACGGUACGCUGUAAAUGCCUAGCUGAAGGCGAGGUGGGCUACUCCUCCGUGUUACACAAUACACAUUGCAAGAACAAGCAGGAAGUACUAGUUGUCUAGGCAGGUUGUACAACAUUGUGUACAGGUUUACCUCAGUUCUCAACAACUAAUCUUUCGCCAUAACGGUUCAGCAACCCAAAGGAGCAUUUACAGAGCUCAUUAGCAUUAGGGCCAUAAGACCAUUUUGCUACUUUACCAUCAAGAGGAAGGGUAUUCGAUCUUAAUUUGAAUUCCAACGAUGCACCCUCAAAGUCAUUGCUAUCAAAGAGAUAUACCUACAAUGUAGGAGCAUUCUUUAUAGUCAUAUAGUUUUAAUUGACGAUUUGCUUUUCCCUUCUUCAAGCCAUUGAGAUGAUGUGAGAUCUCUUAAAACAUUCUUUGUGUUGGCAGCCCAUUACAUGUUAAUAUUAUCAUUGCCAUUACCAAUAUCAGAGAAUAUAUUAUUAUUAUUUCAUAAAAUCCACUUAUUAUCUAAUAAUUAUGGUUUAAGUAUAUUAUAACUACCAAGGCAUCCAUAUCAGGAGUGAGGCUAACCCUUGUGUGGCAAUUUAUAUAUCUGUUUUAGACAACCACAGCAUUGUCAUAAAUUAUUGCAUGAGAUUUAAACAUUUUGAGUUUACAAUACGGUAUAUGUUGUUGUCAACUUUAUACAAUUUAGAAUUAUUGAGCAUACUGCUACUGUUUUCUGGGUUAAAAACAUUUUACCCUUGUGUUCUGUUAAACAUUGAUUGAAAACUGGAAUAUAAAGUGCAUUUAGAAGCAAAUUUUGACCUAUUUGAAUUAUUAUACAAUUUACAGACACAACUUAUUGUGUUUUAUUAUAACUACUGUACUUCAGGAAUAAAGGAAGGUACAUUAUUUUUUAGUGAUCCUCAAAAACCAUAGACGCAAAACAAAUCAGAUUUAGACUGACUAACCGAUGUGGCAAAGAGAAGGGGAGAGAUAAUAAAUGGAUACAAUUAAUAACAUUUAAGUGUCUGCUUGUAGGUAUCUGAUGUCAUUUGUAUCGUAGAAGAAAGAAAAAUAGUCUCAUUCAAAAUGGCCAAUACUCAAGAAAUAUGGUUGCCAGGCACGGAAUGUGUUGCAAAGUAUGAAUUUCGGAAUUCAACAGCAGAUGAUCUUGCAUUUGGUAAAGGAGAAAUCAUUACAAUUGUAGCAUCCACAAAGGAUCCCAAUUGGUACAAAGCAAAGAACAGUAAUGGACGUGUUGGAAUGAUCCCAGCUAAUUUUGUUAAAAAGCGGGAAAGUGUCAAGUUACAUAUGAUGCCAUGGUUUCAUGGUAAAAUAUCAAGAGAAGGUGCUGAAGAGUUAUUGAAGGAAUUAACUGAAGGAUUGUUCCUUGUUAGGGAAAGCGUAAACUUCAAAGGUGACUACGCCCUUUGUGUUUGUGCAGGGGGAAAAGUUGAACAUUACAGAAUUAUCUAUACUGACAACAAGCUGACCAUUGAUGAAGAUGAACAUUUUGAUAACCUAUACCAGUUAGUUGAGCAUUAUGAGAGAGAUGCUGAUGGGCUAUGCUCCAGACUUAUUAAACCAUUGCCCAAGGAAGGAAAGCAAGACUUUUCAGUAGAUAAGGAGUCAUUUGUAAAAUCUGGUUGGUCAAUUGAUAAGCGAAAUAUUAAUAUGGGAUCAACAAUAGGACAUGGAAAUUUUGGGGAUGUAUUAGAAGGUCAUUAUCAAGGUCGUAAAGUUGCCAUCAAGCAACUGAAAGACAACACAUCUGCAGCUCAGACAUUCCUAAAGGAGGCAUCAAUUAUGACAACUCUACGACAUAAGAACCUUGUAUCCUUCCUUGGACUCGUCAUUGGUGAUCCUCUUUACAUUGUACUCGAAUAUAUGUCAAAGGGAAAUCUGGUUGAUUAUCUCAGAUCGAGAGGAAGAUCAGUCAUUACAAAACCAAUACAGUUAAAUUUUGCCAGUGACAUAGCCUCAGGUAUGGCAUAUUUGGAGGAGAAGAACUUAGCCCACCGGGAUCUUGCUGCACGUAACAUCCUAAUUUCAGAAGAAGAUGUUGCCAAAGUUUCUGAUUUUGGUCUGGCAAGGGAUGUCAACUUGAACACAGAGGUUGGCAAAAUUCCUAUCAAAUGGACAGCACCAGAAGCUCUCAGAAAAAAUAAUUUCUCUGUGAAGUCUGAUGUGUGGAGUUACGGAAUUCUCUUGUGGGAAUUAUAUUCAUAUGGCAGGGUUCCAUAUCCUAGAGUUCCUCUCGCCGAGGUGCUGACGCAUGUUGAAAAGGGAUACCGAAUGGAAGCACCAGAAGGCUGUCCGGAAUUUAUCUACAGGAUUAUGCGAGAGACAUGGGAACUAAAUCCACAGAAGCGGCCAUCAUUUAAAACCAUACUGAAGAUAAUAGCGAGCUGUAAAGGUAGUCUAUGAAAGAUAUCAUCAGCAUACUGACAUCUGAUUAGUGACUUGUCUUGCUGACAACUCCACUGGUGAUAUUUGGUACAGAGUGCAUGUUUUUGUUCCAUUGUCUUUGAUUUUUUUAAAGAAAUGUUUGGAAAAGAUAAACUUUGCUGAAAAAUAAUUUGAAGGCUAACACAAUUAGACCGAUUCAGCAAUGUUUGUAGAUAGCCAGUCAUGUGACGUACGGUGGGUGUAACCAUGAAAAACAUUACAGUGCGAUCACGAAAACAACCACCCAUUGUUAACUGACAAAUAAAUGGCAAGGAAAGGCAAUACGAUUGUUCAAAAUAGUGUCUAUUUACUGAUUCUAGCGUUCUUCUUGCAUUGUAUGCUUUGAAAUUUGGCUAGCCUAGAAAAACUUGGCUAGCCUAGAAAUUGUAGCAUGGUUCGCGAGUCGAAGACUCUCGUUCAUACCUAAACAGGCCGUAGAUAUGCAGGGACCUAGGCCUAACAUUUGUCGAAAAAUCUCAAUGUUUGAGGCCAGUAUCCUUUGGAGCAUCAGAAAAUCAUUAAGGAAAAAUUCUCAAGUUCAAUUUCCAAUCAAUUUGGUAUAGUUUACUGGUAUAUCAACCAAGAUUAUUCAUCAUCAUGUGCUUGGUAUAGUUUACUGGCCUAUCAACCGAUUAUUCAUCAUCAUGUGCUUUACCGCACAGGGUGCUGUAGUACAGACCAAACUACCGACAUAUUUUUCCUUGAAAUAUGACUAAGAUUUGCUGUCAUUAUCCCGAUUUCCCUUGGACAACAGUGGCGGAUCCAGGAAUUUGAAAUAGAGGGGCCCAAAGAGGGACUUUCACAGAUGGAAUAUAAUUUUCAUUUUUCUCAUUUUGGGGGAGGGAGCCUGGGCAGGCUCCCCCCCCCCCUUGAAUCCGCCUAUGGACAACCAGUCACACAAAGUUUGUGUGGUGAAUUUUGGGACAUCAACAAUCAACUUUAAGUAACUUAAAUCACAUUCAAAAUAACAAAUACAGCAAAUAUGACGAUUAUUACAACAAUAACAGCCACCUUAGCAAUCUCCAUGUAAACACAGCUGUGCCAGUCCAUUUUUUACAUCCAACACCCAAGUAGGUCACGUGACAGUCAUUACCAAAUCGGUCUAUUAAUGUGUUAUAAAAAUGUUAGCAAAAGAUGUGCUAAAUAUUUAUCUUGUGUAGGUUAUGUCGAAAACACUAAAUGUAACAUUAUUUUGCAGAUGUACAUGUAUUUCCUUAACAAUUGGUUAAGUUAUUCUUUGUAAUCAAAUUUCCAAUGCGGGGUCUAAAUUUAUGAGGACAACAUUGACAAUUUCAUAGUCAUUGUAAAUAUUUAAUAAAUUAUGAUUUUUUUGAGGACCACCAACUGGUAAACUUGCAGUGGAUAGUCCAUAAAGCACCCUCUCGUUACCUGUUGUUACACUUACCCAUAUGGUAGAUCGAGACUGUCAACGAGGAAGGCUACAUGUGGCGUGAUGGAGUUCAAAGAAGGCACAAAAGGGAGAAUUACUUAAAAGCAGGCCAAACAAACUUUGCUGGCAGGUUUAGAGAGUAUAACUUUAAUUAUAUACUCUCUCUGUUAGGCUAAAAAACAUUGAAAAUUAAAUUAGAUUUUUGAAUUGCUUACUUUAAAGUUAUUAGCUUUCAAUUAAACAUUAGUUUUCUUGGCUAUAAACAACAACAAAAUAAUGCUCACUGGAAAAAAUCAUCUGGUUCCUAUAAUGGAGAGUAAAAUAAUUCAGUUAAUAUAUUUUUAACAUAUAUUCUUAGAUUGACUAAUCAAUAUUAAGGAUGUUUGUAGUAAAAUGUAAACCAUGAUAAACUUAAUAUGUGCCCCAUUGGAAGUAGAUAAUUAUAUUAUUCUUUUAAAUGAGCAAUUCAAUUGUUUCAUUGAAUUUUUAAGGGUUUUUUUCCAUUUCACCACAGAUUAUAUAUUUUUACCAGAAAUUUUUCAUCUAAAAUCUUCCAGUCUCCCUUUUUAUAGAGAAAUACAAUGCAAUACCUACUGUAUGGUGAUUUGUUUGUAAUGGAUACUUUUCAUAUCUCCUCUGUAUAGUGAAAUAAUUUCAGAAUGUACAAUUUUUAGAAAGUGGUUAGCCUAUGAACAGUACUGCUUUGAAAUUGUUUAAAACAUGUCCGUGGUAUUAGUUUGGUGAAAGUUAUGUCGUUCUUGUCGGUAAAAUGCAAUUAUUAGUGAUCCUUUUGUAGUAGAAUAGAAAAUCAAAGAGAUAGAAUUCAAAGAGUAUAGAAAUUGAGUAGUAAUAAAUAAAAACAACCAAUGAACAAUCAAUUGUAGUUAAUACAACUCUUUGAAAUAAAAACAUAUAUAUUUGCACAAACUUAAGAAAUGAUAUUGAAAAUGAAAAAAAGAUUAUGUAUAUCAAAUAUAAAUUUACUUUUCUUAAGGUGCCAGAGAGAAGAAGGUGCGAACUUAUAGGGAAAAUGUUAUCUAGGGGCAUUCAAUCACGCUUCCCCAUUACAGAAAGUAAACCAACAAAAGUUUUAUGAGAAUGAAAUGCAUUUUGGAUAGCCUGUUUUUUUUUGUUUUUUUUUACAUAGCAUGUACUCUAGGCUGUCUUUAAGAGGGCCAUCUAUGAUAUUAGCAUAUUAAAAAUAUUUAUUUCUUCAAAUAUUUAUAUCAUAUUGAUCCUAAAUGGUUACAUGGUUACUUCUAGUAUCAGCAAUUUAUUGUUCCUACUUUUGAUAUUAGGCAUUAAUUGAGCAGUAUUUUAAUGUAUUUUUUUUGCAUAAUUCCAAAAAUAAACUAUAUUUCCAAUAUUUAUUUCAUUUGUAGCUUUAAGUGUGAUAUAAUGCAUUUCCAUUUUCAGUGUUAAAUAUUCCAUAGAUAAGUAACUAAUUCAUUAAGUUCCAUUGCAAUGUUUUCGUUUCAUUCAAAUGCUUUUUAAACUUAAUUUUAUGAAUUUCACCUAUAAUUGAAGGAUAUUUUGCACAAACUAUAUAAAUGGAACAAUUAUUAUUAUUAUUAUUAUUAUUAUUGAGAAGACUUAGGAUGCCACAAUAUGACUUAAAUGUGGUGCCCUCACACUUUUGCACCUUAAUACUUGAGGUUGGUUGUCAAUCUAAUAGUUAGUUUAAAAUAAGCUUCAGUGUUUAAUAUUAAAUAAUACUUAUUUAAAAAAAUGCAUGUCUACUGCUAGCAGUGAUGAAAAUCCAGUGUAUGGACCAAUAGCAGCUCUGUGUGGUUAUUGGGUUAAGAUAAAUGGAGCCAAUGGCUAGAGCUACAUUAGCAGGAUUAAUGUAGGAUGGCAAUUCAUUGUCACGUGAUUAUGUGGGACUAUCACUUAAAAACCUUAUUCUUUGAAAUGUAAUAUACUGUUAAUUUUACUAUACUGUUCAUGUUUUUAAACAGCUUAUUAAUAUUCGGAAUGGUUCUGUGCUGGAUUCACAGUUAUUUUAUAAAAAAAGAAAAAGAAAUUGAACUUCUAACUUAAAUAUUACUUUUUUGUUAUUUUUCCUUAACGCUAAAGUUACAAUUCAGGAAUUAUCUGUGAUCUUUCAUUUGAGACAUCAUAUAAUUAGUACUUGCAAUAUCAACAAUUCCAAGGUAUGAGAGAAGCUCUUAAUUAUUAAUGAGAGAGCAUCUAGAAUUCACAAGCUAACAAUAUAAUAAUUGGCCUCCAGAACAAAUCUGUACAGAAAAUGUGUAUAAAGAGUGUUCUUCAUUGUGUUGUGUAUGCAUUGAAAAAAAAAGUUUCAGAAAGGUACAUCUCAUUUUAUAUUAUAUGUUUUUAUAUAACUAUGUAUUUAGUACUGCAAAUAAAUCAGCCUGACAAUGAA